AUGGUUUGUGUUUGUCAGUCUUAUCUCUCAUUACUCAAUUCUUUUGUUGAAGGAGAGAAACCAAGUGAGGUGAAAUACAAACGACAUGAACCAUUAACACCAUACUUAUAUCUCGAUGUUCCUGGUGUAAUAGAUGAUUUUUAUUUGAACAUCAUUCACUGGAAUACACAACAUGAGUUAUUAGUUGCGUUGACUGACGUGUUAUAUAUUUGGAAUUCAGAAAGUGGAGAAGCAAAUGAAAUAUAUAAAUGUUCAAAUGACAUUGAGUUAAAUACAUAUAUAUCAUCAGUUUUAUUUAUGGAUGAUACAACAGUAAUAUUUGGAGAUGUGUUUGGAGUAUUACGGGUAAUUGACUUAACGACACAAAGACUAAUAAUGGAAAGACAAAUGCAUACAGAUAGAAUUAAUUCAUUAGCUAAAACUUGUUGUACAUUAGCAACAGGAAGUAGAGAUAAUACAGUCCAAUUAUUUGAUACAAGAUGUGAGGAUAUAGUAUGUUCUGAGUUAGUAUGUCAUAAAGGAGAAGUUUGUGGAAUUGAUUUUAAUGGGUCUGGAACAUAUAUUGGAACAGGUGCAAAUGACAAUUCUGUUAUUCUUUCAGAUUUAAGAAUGAUAAAACCAUUUUUAACUUAUUUUCAUAAUGCAGCAGUGAAAGCAAUUAAAUUUGAUCCUACAAAUGAACAUAUAAUUGCUACAGGAGGUGGUUCUUCCGAUAGAACAAUUAAAUUAAUGAACAUUAAUACUAACCAAUUGAUAACUGAACUUAAAACACAUUCUCAAGUCACAGGAAUUGUUUGGUGUGAUGAUGAAUUAAUGGUUACUCAUGGAUAUCCUUUUAAUACUAUUACCUUUUAUGACACACAACAUUGGAAUAAAACAGGAGAAUUUGAUGGACAUGAUGGUAGGAUAUUGUCCAUUGCCAUGAACAACCAUGGUAUUGCUGCAACAAUUGGAUCUGAUGAAAUGAUAAGAGUCUGGAAAGUGUGUAAUUCCAAUGAUUCAAUUUUAAAAUAA
Molecule: messenger RNA, 1014 nt
Organism: Entamoeba histolytica HM-1:IMSS
Lineage: Eukaryota; Evosea; Mastigamoebida; Endamoebidae
Product: WD domain containing protein
Exons: 1
Coding region: 1-1014 (337 amino acids)
Biological process (GO): anaphase-promoting complex-dependent catabolic process; positive regulation of ubiquitin protein ligase activity; positive regulation of anaphase-promoting complex-dependent catabolic process
Cellular component (GO): anaphase-promoting complex
Molecular function (GO): anaphase-promoting complex binding; ubiquitin ligase activator activity; protein binding
Source: RefSeq, a predicted model, not a curated record